Saccharomycopsis crataegensis is the source of this 2130-nucleotide messenger RNA. RefSeq names its product dipeptidyl-peptidase III. Gene Ontology annotation, molecular function: metalloexopeptidase activity; dipeptidyl-peptidase activity. The record is from RefSeq and is a predicted model, not a curated record. NCBI's taxonomy places the organism in Eukaryota, Fungi, Ascomycota, Saccharomycetes, Ascoideales, Saccharomycopsidaceae. The coding region runs from base 1 to 2130 and encodes 709 amino acids. Gene Ontology annotation, cellular component: cytoplasm. The transcript has a single exon. Gene Ontology annotation, biological process: proteolysis.
AUGAGAAGCUUCAUCAAACCCGUGUCUUCCAUUGUGUACAGAAGAAAAAUGUCGUCCCAAUUCUUUGCUGAUCACAAGCCUCCAAUUUGCUCUUUGAACGCCAAACAUCACUUCGAAAACUUGACGGAAAAAGAACAAAAAUACGCUUACUAUUUACACAAAGCCAGUCACUUGGGGUCCAGAGCUGUUUUGAAAUCCGUCAGUAAUGAAUCAAACUCCAUUUUCGAUUUGAUUCUUGAGUUCCACAAGAGCAUUGGUGGCGAUUAUCUGGCAUUGAAAUCAGAAUUUGGUGAUGACCAAGUCGAAGGCUAUUUGGAAUAUGCCAGUCAAUUCUUGGGAAAUUUGGGUAACUUCAAAUCUUUUGGGGAUGUGAAGUUCAUUCCAAGCAUUGAUGAGUCAGUGUUCACCAAAAUCAUCAAGUCCAGUAAUGAUGAUAAAAUCAUUUCCUUGUAUAAUGGUAUUAGCGCCAAGAUAUUCUCCACAAACGAAAAUGAUAUUUUGCUUGGUUUGAAUAAGGAUCAAUCUCAUAUUAACUCUUCAUACUACGUUGGGGCCCCCUUCACCGAUAACGAAAUCAAAACUGUCAACAGAGUUUUAACCACUCACAAAAUCUUCCCAGAAAACACCAGAGUGGAAAAGAUCUCCUCUAGCGAAUUCAAUUUGCUAAUUGCUUCUGGAGAAAAUUCAAACACAGUUCCAGAUGAGUACCCGGCUAAACCAAUUGAGUUCCAAAUCGAUGGCAAAAAUGCCACUUUGGCCAUGAAAUUCGGUGAUCACUCCGAACAAUUUGCUAAAAUUGCAGAAAAUUUCGAAAAGGCCAAAGCCGUCGCCGCCAAUGAAACUCAAGUUGCUAUGUUAGAUGCCUACGCUAAAUCCUUUAGAACUGGUUCAUUGGAAUCCCACAGAGAAUCUCAAAAGAAAUGGGUCAAAGAUAUUGGUCCAAAAGUGGAAAGUAACAUUGGUUUUAUCGAAACUUACAGAGAUCCAUAUGGAAUUAGAGGUGAGUGGGAAGGUUUAGUUAGUACUGUUAAUCAAGAAAGAACUGAAAAGUUUGGUAAUUUGGUUAACAACGCCGAAAAAUUCAUCAAGACUUUGCCAUGGGACAAAGCCUUCGAAAAAGAUACCUUCACUCCACCAGAUUUCACCUCUUUGGAAGUCAUUACUUUCGCUGGUAGUGGCAUUCCAGCAGGUAUCAAUAUUCCAAACUAUGAUGAUAUCAGAAUCAACAUUGGUUUCAAAAAUGUCAGUUUGGGUAAUAUUUUGAAUGCCAAAGAUUCAUCGAAUAAACCAGUCACCUUCAUUGAAGAAAAAUUGAAUGAGUUAUUCAAAUCCACCCAAGGUGAGGCCUUCGAGGUUCAGGUUGGUAUUCACGAAUUAUUGGGUCAUGGUUCUGGUAAAUUGUUGAUGCAGGAAACAGAUGAAAGGUAUAAUUUCGAUUCAUUGAAUCCCCCAUUAGGUCUUGAUGAUAAGCCAGUUAAAACUUUCUAUAAGAAAAAUACUACAUGGGGUUCAGUUUUCGGUCAACUAGCUGGUCCUUAUGAAGAAUGCCGUGCAGAAUCUGUCGCCAUGUAUUUGAUUACCAACCGUGAAUUAUUGAGUAUCUUUGGUAUUACUGACAAAAAGAGACAAGAUGAAAUUAUCCACAUCGGAUACUUGUUGAUGGCCAGAGCCGGUUUGGUCGGUUUAGAAUUCUGGGAUCCAAACACUAAGAAAUGGGGUCAACCACACAUGCAAGCUAGAUUCUCCAUAUUGAAGACCUUCUUGGAAGCUGGUGAAGACUUUGUUAAGUUCAAAUACAGUGACAAAGAAAACUUUUCUGAUUUAAGGAUUGUUUUGGAUGAAUCCAAGAUUGAAACUGUUGGUCAGCCUGCUAUCGGCAAAUAUUUGAAAGAAUUACAUGUCUUCAAGUGUAGUGCUGACUUUGAAGGUGGCUCUAAGUUGUUCUUGGAUAGAAGCAGUGUUCCAGAAGAUAUUGCGAAAUUCAGAGACGUUGUGUUAUCUAAGAAGUUGCCAAGAAAGCAAUUUGUUCAACCAAACAUCAUUUUAAAGGAAGGCAACACUCUCGAGUACAAAGAAUAUCCAUUGACUUCCGAAGGUAUGAUCCAAAGUUUUGUUGAGAGAGAAGUUUAA